AUGGGCAUCGUGAAGCCUCGCAGCUCCCAAAAAUCACGAAACCUCCUCUUCUUGUCUUUGGUCCUCGACCGUUCAAUGCCAUCACGGCUCAAGUACGGGACAGCAGGAUACGGGGGAGGAGUGGCACCGCGUUGCACCUCAAAUUCACAAGCUAAGGUCUGCUGUGAGAUGACGCACGGCGGCUUCAGUGGAGGCCACCACGGCUUCAGUGGAGGCCACCACGGCUUCAGUGGAGGCCACCACUGCCACCAUCACCACACCGUUCAGACCCACCAUCACCACACGACCCGCCAUCACACUACACACCACCAUGCAACAACGCAUCGUCACGACCACAGCAGUUACCGGUGGCGAGAUCACACUGUCCAGCACCACCAUCAUCAUGGUCAUGGUGUGGUCCACCACCGGCACCAUCGACAUCACAGCCUGCCUUGGGACCUGCCGAUUGCAUUCUUUGCGGGUCCUUUGGCGCCUGCGUCGCGUGCACCAGUGCCAAAAGACAUGCUGCGACCCAGACAGCAAGAAAUUGUUGUAGUUGGUGGCGGCGCUUCUCCUGAUCUUCACGGCGCGAGCAUCUGUCUGCCGAGACUAGGCCUCCAUGCCUACGACAAGGUCGUGUAUUUCGAAGUGGUCGUUACUCCCGAAAACGGUGCCCCAUGGCAAGUGCUGCGUCGCUACAACCACUUCCGGGCACUGGCCAAAGAUCCUGCCAUCUCAGCCGUCUUUGCCGGCGCAACUAGAAGCUUCCCAACAAAGAUUUGGCACACGCCCAGCCGUGAAGAGCUCCAGGAGCGUCGGUCUCGCUUAGAAGAGUGGCUGAAGGCGGCUCUGAUCCAGGCAAGCCCUUAUGGUGAGCUGCCCGUGGCCCUGCGGAAGUUCUUGCUGCUAGGGCGGACUCCGAAGUUGCCGGCAGCCCCAGCAACGGGCAAGCUCCAGGACUCUAUUCUGUCCUUUGCCGCGGAAGCCUUUGACAAUACGACCGCUUCUGCACCACUUGCAGAGGGCGGCGAUGAUGGCUUAGAGUUGCUCCACGUUCCGAUCCCCGCUUCGCUGGGCCCGGAGGACUUGCUUCAGGUGAAAACACCGGAUGGGAAAAUCAUCGUCAUCAGCAUCCCAUGGGGCCUAGCGCCUGGUGCGACGCUGCAGCUCUGGUGGGACCAGGCGGCCGGUACGCUGGGAGUCCACCACCGGCAAGACUGGCAAGCACUGCGAGUGCAGAAGUCCUUCCAGACCAGAACCCAAAGUCUUCCUCAGGAGAUGAAGAUGACGUCGGCAGAGUCCGUGAGUCGUUUUCUCAUAUCCAGGAGAGCUCUGACAUACCCGUUGUCGGUUGUGGUAUGGCUUUCAGUUUCGAGCAAGCAACCGGGAUUGAAGGAUGUAGAACUUCGGGUUCAUCGGUAG
Molecule: messenger RNA, 1401 nt
Organism: Symbiodinium sp. CCMP2456
Lineage: Eukaryota; Dinophyceae; Suessiales; Symbiodiniaceae
Source: the annotation of a GenBank genome assembly